Molecule: messenger RNA, 4211 nt
Organism: Dermacentor silvarum
Lineage: Eukaryota; Metazoa; Arthropoda; Arachnida; Ixodida; Ixodidae
Gene: SMC5
Product: structural maintenance of chromosomes protein 5-like
Exons: 25
Coding region: 93-3209 (1038 amino acids)
Biological process (GO): double-strand break repair via homologous recombination
Cellular component (GO): Smc5-Smc6 complex
Molecular function (GO): ATP hydrolysis activity; ATP binding
Source: RefSeq, a predicted model, not a curated record
UAUUCGCAUGUAAUGUGAGCGCGCGCAAAGUUGGUGUAACUGCGACAGUCUUUUGAUGUGCUUAUCGUAAGUGUUGAGUAUUAAUUGGCAAAAUGGAUUACGCAAAUGGAGCCAUUGUCCGAAUCAAGUUGGAGGAUUUUAUGACAUACACUUAUGUGGAGGUACGGCCAGGCCCCAACCUGAAUGUCAUAGUGGGCACCAAUGGGUCGGGUAAGUCGUCCCUCGUGUGUGCCAUCUGCCUUGGCCUGUGCGGCACACCCUACACUGUUGGACGAGCCUCCAACGUCUCCGACUACAUCAGGCAUGGCGCUGACGCUGCUGUCAUCGAGAUUGAGCUGUCUGGCACAUCAGGCCGCAACACUGUCAUUGAGAGAAGAAUCACCCGCAGCAAAAGCAUAUGGAAAGUGAAUGGUGUUGUGACACCUCAGAAAUCUGUCGAGGGCCUAGUCGCAAAAAUGAACAUUCAAGUAAGCAACCUGUGCCAGUUUUUGCCCCAGGACCGUGUGGCGGACUUCGUGCGCAUGUCGCGCCAAGAGCUGCUCGAAGGCACCGAGCGUGCUGUGGGCACCUCCAAUCUGUUCGAGCUGCAUCAGCGGCUCAAGGAACUCCAGCAAAAGCGGAGCACCCUGGAGGCUUCGUUGCAGGGCCAACAGACGCGGCUGGAUCAAGAACGUCAGAAGGUGUCUCACCUGGACGCCGAAGUGAAGAAGUUCCAGGAGCACAAGGAAGUGCAGCAUCGUAUUGAUCGCAUGCGCCAGAAGUUGGCUUGGAUGGAAUAUGAAGGUGCAAGGCAUGUCUUCUUGGAGGAGAAGAAGCGGCUGCGAGAGGAAGAGGAGAAGCUGAAGGUGAAGGAGCAGGAGCAGGCACCACUCCGCAGCACGGUGGAUAAAUUGUCCAAAUUGCAUUCUGAUUUAUCUGAAAGAGACAAGCGAAUGAAAGGAGAAGUCACUACUGCUACUAAAGGCUUAGAAGCUGCCCUGCAGAAUCUCACUGAACUUGCAGAGAAGUUCUCGUCAGUCAAGCAUGAGCUUAGGAGAAAGAUUCAAGAAGAGGAAGGGAGGAGCGAAAGGAUCAAGAAGUAUGUUGACGAAGUUGCUGGAAUUGAGCGAGAAGUUGCUGAAUCAUCAAGAGAAGAUGUAGAGGAAAAGAUUAAAGGACUGCAAGGGGAAAUACAGGCAUGCAACCAAGAGAUCAGCAGCGUCAGCAAUGAGAGGGCUACUGCAGAGAACUUUAUCAGGGACAAGCAGCGUGAAAGCAAUGCGGUUGUGCAGGAGAUAAAGCGCAUCAAGGACCUGUCGAACCAGAGGCUGGAGCUCCUGAGGCGGCGAAGCCGAGAUGCCUAUGAAGCGACUAUGUGGCUGCAGCAGAAUGAGGGGCGUUUUAAAGGGAAAAUUUAUCCGCCUAUUAUGACUCAGAUUGACUUGCUGAACUCUGGUGAUGCCAAGUACGUUGAGGCGCAGAUUCCAGGGAAAGACCUGCUGGCGUUCGUGGCAGAAUACCCAGAAGACCUCAAUACAUUUCUGGCAACGAUCAGGGACACUCGGAAUCUCCGAAUCAAUGGAGUUGUUGUUCCAAUGGAGAGCUUGGAGUCCUUCAAGCCACGUAGGCCACUUUCCGAGAUCAAGCGGUAUGGCUUCCGGGCGUACAUCCAGUCUCUGUUCUCCGCCCCUGAUGGAGUGAUGCGCUACCUGUGCAAGCGAUACCGAGUGCAUGACAUCCCUGUCGGUGACACACGCACUGAGGACUGCCUGGCUGAAGUGCGCCAACUGGGGAUUCGGCGGUUCUACACCAAGGACAACCUGUACACCGUCAAAGUGUCGCAGUAUGAUCCUUCACGGACUACGACUAUGUCCUCAGAGCUGUCUGCACCCCGCUUGUUGACCAUGUCCGUGGAUGUCACCAACUUGAACAAGCUAGAAAAAGACAAGCAGGCUCUUGCUGAGGAAAUUGCUGCAAGAUCAGCUGAAAUGAAGAAACUUAACGUAAAGGACAGGACUCUACAGCAACAACUUGAAGAGCUGAGAACGGCAAAGAAGCAGCUUAUUGGUGAGCUGUCGCACAUUAAACAGCUCAGUGUUGUGCUUGAGCAGAAACGCAAUGCCCUCCAGCGACUCCAAAGAGAAGCCAUCAACCUGGACACGGAGCGUCAGAAGGCUGCCAUUGAGCAGCGAAAAAUCUGUGCCUGCAGAGUCGAAGAAGCGAAGAACUAUGUCAAAAAGCUAGAGGCCUGCUACAAGAAGCACCGUCUGUUUGCUGAGCACCGCCUGGACAUGGUGAAGGCUCUGGAUGACAGGAAGAAGGCCGAGGAAAAGCUCAGGGUGGCCCAGAAUGAGUACCACAAUGUGGAGAGUGGGGUGAAGAGCAUGCGGGAGAAGCUGGUGCAACUGAAGCGGGAAGCCCAGAAGAAGCUGCAUGAAGCACAGGAAGCCACCAAGUGCCCAUCCAGCACGCUCACCAUCCCACCAGAUGUGGCCAAGGAAUUUCACACACUUCCAUCUACGGCCGAGGAGAUCGCCAAGAAGUUGCACGCGGAAGAAGUGAAGCUGAGUUGCAUGCUUCCUGUGGAUGUCUCAGUUGAGCGAGAGUACCACCAGCGGAAGCGCGACAUCAGCCAACUGGAGACAGACGUGGGCGAAAACGAGUCGCAGCUGUUGCAACUGGAGGCGGAGAUGGAGGACACUCGGGGUCGCUGGCUGCCAAACAUUGAGCAACUGCUGCAAAGGAUAAACAUCGGCUUUGGCCGUUUCUUCCGUUCCCUGGGAUGUGCAGGCGAUGUGUCCCUCUACCAAGGUGAGCAGGCACACCAGUAUGAUCAGUUUGGUGUCAACAUCCGGGUGAAGUUCAGAGACCAGGAGGCCUUGGCCGAGCUAUCCGCAGCGCACCAGAGUGGCGGGGAGCGGUCGGUGGCCACAGUGCUCUACAUGAUGGCUCUGCAGGAGCUGACGAGUGUGCCCUUCCGCUGCGUGGAUGAGAUCAACCAGGGAAUGGAUUCGGAAAACGAGCGCAGAGUCUUUGAAAUGAUAAUGAACACUGCACGACAGAACUCGGCCCAGUACUUCUUGCUCACUCCAAAGCUCCUUCCGGAUCUUCCCUAUGCAGCGAACGUGAACAUGAUAUUCAUAAACAAGAGUACCACCUACAUCCCCUGCUGGAAUCCUGACGCGCUUGUUGGCCGUCGCUUCGGAUUUGCUGCCCGUAUCCAACAUUAGUGUGCUGCCCAUAUCCGACAUUAGUGCAUGCUUUUAUACCACGCAUAACAUGUCAGGUCAUCAUGUUGUGUAGCUGUACAGUCCAUCCAAGAUGCAGCUUCCGUAUGUUGCACUUUUGUAUGUUGCGUAAGGUGUUUCACCUUAUUGAUGUGUUUUGAGACACAUGAAGCAAUGUGAACAAAUCCCUGGUCUAAAAAAAAUUGUUAUACUGGUGCUGUUGUAAGAUUGAAAUGUAAUUUUUUUUUUUUUAGUGCCUGUACUCGUGCUGGGUUGUCACAGCUUUCAAAUUGUUCUGUGUGGUUUUACAACAUAAGGUGUGUCGUGAUAUUAUUGUAAAGGACCAGACUUAGAAUUUACACAGAGCUGCCUUGAUGUGCAUCAAGUUCCGCACAAUUUUAAUUUCGGUUCAGAAGAACAGGGAUAAAGUUUUGGUAGUAAUUGGGGCCUUAUUUAUGAAGGUGCCUUGAAAGCAUUUUUAGCUCUUUCUGCAUAAGCUGUGAGUGCACAUAAAAGCAGAAACUGUGUGUGUAUCAAAGAGUCACAAUGUUUGUAGCCUGCAUGCAACUCUGCUCUGGUGUAUUUUGUCAUGUACAGAACAGUGCAUUUUCAAAGGGAACACCCAGUUGGUAUUCGGCAGCAGAUUACAACUGAAUUAAAGCACGAAGACAUGCAGGCGGUUUUUUAUUGUAUAGACGUCAGACUAAUGCAUACCAUUGGCCAUCUUUGUUCCUAGGAACAUUUCAGUUAUAUUGGCCUUAUCACCAGCUGGGUGUUUUCUUUGAGUGCACUGUAUUGUACACUUAAUAAUUGUUCCACACUGGCCUGGCCUUGAUGUUAAAGCAUUACAUCAUUACAUCAUGUUUUUACCGCAUUUCAUUAUGUGGAGUUCUGGUCAACUUAUAUAAUAGCUUAAGUGUGAUAGUCAUGUAUAAUUUUAACAUUUAUGUUAAUAAAUGAAUGGAUGAAUGGACUAUAAAUAAAGCCUUAAUUGUUGACAACUGA